Molecule: messenger RNA, 3426 nt
Organism: Laccaria bicolor S238N-H82
Lineage: Eukaryota; Fungi; Basidiomycota; Agaricomycetes; Agaricales; Hydnangiaceae
Exons: 5
Coding region: 1-3426 (1141 amino acids)
Source: RefSeq, a predicted model, not a curated record
AUGUCCAGCAACGAACACCAGUGUCUACAACCAUUCGAGCUCCGAGUCAUUGAACGACCUUCAGACGAAACAUUACGUGCAAUCCUUAGAUCUACUCCCUUCGUUCCGUACGGAGCUGAAGCUGAAGCGAUACAAGAUGACAUCGCUGAUGCGGAGUCAGAAUUGGAGAGGCUGCAAGACUACAUCGUUGACGCGAAUGUUUCUAUCACGGCAACUGCAGGUUUUCCAUGGAAGCUUGGCUACGUCUGCGGCUGCUGGAGAGACAUUGUGUUGUCCUCUCCAAAAUUGUGGUCAUGCAUCGACCUCGGCUUUCCCGAUAAGCAAAUAUCCAAUCGCAGGGGACUGCAAGCGUGCAAUCUCCUCAAGCUUUGCCUUGCCCGCUCUGGACAACACCCAUUGUCGAUUCGUCUAUGGGCUCACAAACCCAAUGUAGAAAUCAGCAGGGAUAUCGUAAAGAUUGCUUUGCAAGUUCAAAACCGUUGGAAAAAUUUGCGUUUUGGUGGGAACUGGGAAGAAAUUAACGACUCACAUGCGCUCCUUCCCCCCACACUGAACCUUCCCCUGCUACAAAGCCUCGAAUUUGACCCCCCACUUCAUUUCAGACUCUCAAUAGUCUCACCCAGCCUGGAGUCUUUAGAUUUAAGAUCAACUUCCAAUUUAUCCGUUCGGACUCUGACUCAAGAAUGGCCACGAAUCACGCAUCUUACACUAUCUCUCGAUAUCGACCCAGACGAUUUCGCCAGUACCCUCCUCCAGUUGCCAGAGCUAUUAGAACUCAACAUCAUUUCCUUGCAUCCGAGUCGAAGCAGCCCCUCUACUCCUGUCCAUCUUGACCGUCUCCUGAUUCUGAAAACUGCCCUCGAAAAUCCCAUCAUCGGCAACCUCACCACUCCCAAUCUUCGGACACUCCUGGUUCGCGGCGAACUUCGUACGCCCUCGGAGAGUCUUUCAGGCGGCCAAAUCAUUGCCAAUCUCGUGCAACGCUCCCACUGUUCUAUUUUUCGCCUUACUCUGCGUCGGGAUUUUUCAGUCCGAGCCUUUCUUCAAAUUGUGGGCGUCACUCCGAAUGUCGAGCAUCUUGAUUUGCUCCGAUACACACGGGGGAACACACUCUGGGAACAUCUGAUGCACGAGGGGGAUCUCACCCUUCUUCCCCGCCUUCGUGCCUUGAAUCUCGGCGUGGUUUCUUCGUCAGAAUGUAGAGAUUUGGUUCACGUUGUGAAGUCAAGAGCAGCCACGCCAUCAAGUUCGGAGGGACAUGGUUCUUCACCAGGAAGGCUGAGAAAUCUCAGCCUUCGACUUCCUCGAGUACAAAAGAACAAAGACCGCCUAGAGAUUCAAUAUCUUGAUCAGCUUCAAGGAUUUGGUGGUCUCAAUUGUGGUGUCCUGGCCACGGCCUAUCACAUUUUGGUCUGGUCGGCUCGACCGCCUUCCAGAACAAUCGUCCGUCUAUCCCUAUUUGUCUCGACUGCCUCCUGUUUUAAGAUUGCACUUCAAGGAAGCCACAUCAUCGGAAAUUAUAUCCCCAAUCUUUGUGGUCAAGGUGACUCAACCGCCACUACGCUCGCUGAGAUUCACUCGGAGUUCAAAUCCCUCUUUCACGAAUCACGAUUACGCCUCGGUGAGGCGCCAUCGAUAUCGCCAUCAUCAAGUUCAGUGAUUUGUGCCCAACACGUACUCCUACUUCGGCUAACAUUCCUCAUGACUCUAUCUGCAACGGUAUUCCUUCAGAUGUCCGGCCACGAACAUCGUCUGCAACCAUUCAAGCUUAUUGAACGACAUUCAGAAGAAACAUUACGUGCUAUCCUUAGAUCUACCCCCUUCGUCCCAUACGGCGCUGACGCUGCAGCGAUACAAGAUGACGUCGCUGACGCGAACUCAGAAUUGAUGAGGCUGCAGGAUGAAAUUGCUCUUGCUAUGGCGAGGGCGAGGCAGCUGAAAAGUGAACGUCGGCUCAUCCUGCUUUCUACUCCCGUCGUUCCGUACGGAGCUGAAGCUGAAGCAAUACAAGAUGACAUCGCUGAUGCGAAGUCAAGACUGGAGAGGCUGCAGGGGGAAAUCAGUCUUGCCACCGCGAUAGUGGAGCAGCUGAAAUGGGAUCGCCGUCGGCCCAUUCGAUCUUAUAUCAAGCUGAGAGAAGCAAUCUUUGCCCCUAUUCGCCAGCUUCCGACUGAGAUUUUGUUAGAGAUUUUCUUGAUUGCUUCACCCAGUACGGUUUCUAUCACGGCAACCGCGGGUUUUCCAUGGAAACUUGGCCACGUCUGCGGACGCUGGAGAGACGUUGUGUUGUCCGCUCCAAAGUUGUGGUCCUGCGUCGACCUCGGCUUUCCCGAUAAGAAAAUAUCCAAUCGCAGGGGUGUGAAAGCGUGCAAUGUCCUCAGGCUUUGCCUCGCCCGCUCUGGACAACAUCCAUUGUCGAUUCGUUUAUGCGCUCACAAGCAAAAUGAAAAAAUCAGCAAGAAUAUCGUAAAGAUUGCUUUGCAAGCUCAAAACCGUUGGAAAAAUUUGCGGUAUAUCAGUGGGAACUGGGAUCAAAUUCCUAGCUCAGAUACACUCCUUCCCCCCACCCUGAACCUUCCCAUGCUGCAACAUCUCGAGUUUGACCCCCAGCGUCACGGCAGACUCUCAAUAGUCUCACCCAACUUGGAGUCGUUAAAAUUAACAUCAUCUUCCGAUUUAUCCGUUCGGACUCUGACUCAAGCAUGGCCACGAAUCACGCAUCUUACACUAUCUCUCCGCAUGAACCCAGACGAUUUCGCCAGUACCCUCCUCCAGUUGCCAGAGCUAUCAGAACUUGAUAUCCUUGGUGUAUAUAGAUGCGACAGCCCCUCUAUUCCUGUUCAUCUUGACCGUCUCCUGAUUCUAAGAACUGCCCUCGAAAAUCCCAUCAUCGGCAAUUUGACCACUCCCAAUCUUCGGACACUUAUGGUUUCAAGCUAUGGCGAAUUAACGUCCUCCGAGGAGAGUCCUCCAGGUGGCCGAAUCAUUGCCGAUCUUGUGCAACGCUCGCACUGUUCUAUCUUUCGCCUUAGUAUUCUGUCGUCUUGGAAUCUUUCAACCCGAGACCUUCUUGGCAUUGUGGGCGUCACUCCGAAUGUUGAGCAUCUUGAUUUGCUCAUCAGCCAAAGGAAAGAAAUCUGGGAACAGCUGAUGUACAAGGAGGAUCUCACCCUUCUUCCCCGCCUUCAUACCUUGAAUCUCGACAUAGUUUUUCCGUAUGAAUGUCGAGAUGUGGUCCACAUGGUCAAGUCCAGAGCAGCUCCGCCAUCAAAUUUGGAGGGACAUGGUUCUUCGCCGGGAAGGCUGAGAUUUCUCAGCCUUAAACGGCUUCCUGUAAAAAAGAGCAAAGCGCGCCGGGAGUUACAAUAUCUUGAUCAGCUUCAAGGAUUUGGAGGUCUCAAGGUUCAAUUUGAUGUUGCCACUUGA